UGCAAUUGCAUUGCAGAAGCAAGCCGUGUAACGCCGAACUCCAUAUAUUGCAGCACAGGAAGGGAUUUGGAAUUCAUAUUUCACUGACGCAGACGCCGAAGGACGAUACCAUAAAAUGUCCGCUCGGCUGCUCAAAAAGGUUUUGAAGGAACAGGAGGAGCUGCAACAACACCAUUCCCAACCUUCUACUACUGAUGAUGAAGACGGACAAGAUCCUGGGCCAUCGCCUCCUGCUGCUUCUUCUAUCAAUCCAUUUGAUCUUCUUAUCGAUGAUGAAGACGACUCCCAAAUUAACCCUCAACAGGACGAUGACCAGGAGGUCGCUGAAGAAGUCUCUGUGAACAUGCACAAGGAGUUUGUGCGCAAUGGAACUAAAAGUGCAAGUUCAACCUCAAAUAAAAAACUGAAGAAAAAGAAAAAGAAGACAGAGCGUGAGAAUUCUUCUUCCACCACAAAUAAAAUCCUUGAUAAACCCUUGGAUGUGAUUCUAGAAUCACUGUCUCUGGAUGUUAACCCCUCUGCUUUAAGCCGUCAACAGGACCCUGAGAAAGCCAAAGAUGUCGUAGAAGAAGAAAGGAACCGUGGAAAACAAUGUUUGACUUCAUUGUUAGAAGUGGAUCCUAAAUAUUUAAAUGCUGGGAAUGAACUGCGAAGAAUAUUUGGUUCAAAGGUGGUAAAAUCAUUUGAAAAAAAUAAUCAGGCCAGUAGUUCUAGACAACUACGUGGGGGAAGACGUGUCAACCAUCUUUCUAGGAAGACCUAUCUUGUUAGUCCAUCAGACCAUUGGCCUCGUUGGGACGGUUCUCUUUCCAUGGAAUUUUUGGAGACAAAGAACGGAUAUCACUACUUCAGAUAUGUACAUCCGCCAUCCUAUGUUGAAGCUCAGAAAGCAUUUGAAGCUGCAAAAUCUAUUCAUGAUCUCAAUGGCAUUGCUAGUAUUCUGUUGCACCACCCAUAUCACUUGGAUUCACUUAUAACAAUGGCAGAGUAUUUUAAAUUUGCGGGUGACCAUGAAAUGUCCUCUGAUGCAGUUGCAAAGAGUUUAUAUGCCUUGGAAUGUGCAUGGCACCCCAUGUUCACUGCGUUACAGGGUAAUUGCCAGUUGAAGAUCAGCCAUGAAACGAACAAGCCAAUGUUUACAUCACUUUUCACUCACGUAAAAAACUUGGAUAGACGUGGUUGUCAUCGAUCUGCAUUGGAAGUUUGCAAACUAUUACUUUCACUGGAUUCCGAUGACCCAAUGGGGGCUAUUUUCUUCAUUGAUUACCUAUCUUUGAGAGCGGAGGAAUACACUUGGCUGGAAAGGUUUGCUGAGAGCUACAAAAAUGAUACUUCUUUGUGGCUGUUUCCAAAUUUCUCAUUUUCCCUUUCGGUCUGUCGAUAUUAUCUUGAGCGGGAAGAAGACUCAAAGAAUGAUAAUCUUGAUGCUACAAGGGCUAAUUCAACAGAUCUUUUGAAGCAGGCGUUAAUGCUUCACCCUUUCGUCUUAAAGAGAUUAGUGGAAAAGGUCCCGCUGAAGGAACAGUUUUGGGUGCAUAUACUCAAGAAUUCCUUCUUCUCGUCUGAUCAGACAGGAAUUCCAUCCUUGGACCACCUCAUUAAUUUGUACGUUGAGAGGAAUUACCUUAUAUGGAGAAUCCCAGAUCUGCAGAAGUUACUCAAAGAGACUGCACAAUUGGUAAUUGAAGUCUUGGAAACUGAUCGAAAUGAUGCUAAAGACUGGGCUUGUGUGAGAAAAGAAGCAUUCUCGUGCGAUAAAAAUGAGUAUGCUCAUCUGUUGGUCUCAGAUUUCUCUGAUUCAGUAUCAUCUGCCCCUCCUGAAGCCUUGCAAGAUUUUGUGGUUGAUCCAAGGAUGAGAGACGUGCAGAACAUAAUUCAACAUGCAAAUCCUCCUAAUCAACGGCAUCCCACCCGGGAAAUUGCAAAUAGGAGUGCAUUGGCUGUCCUGUUUGAAUCAAUGCUUCCUUGGGUAAACUAUGGGGAUGAAAGAGAUAUAGGCGUCGAUGAAGGUAACCAGUUCGACGAGCAUGACCAUUAAGUUGUCAAUUCUUCUCGAAUUGCUAGUUCUCUUCAAAAUGCUUUGAGAGAAUGGACUUAAUGUGAUAACUUGCCUUGUGUUGUAGCAAUUGCAUUGAGUUUUGUUUACUGAUAUUUGUCAUUGGUUGCCCACCAAGAUUGCUCUAUACUGAUAGUUGUACUUGUAAGUAGGAAGUUUUGAAUUCCCAAUGGCAUGCAAAGAAGAUCAAUCCCAAAAUUGGAUUAGUCAUUUUUCUUAAAGUUUGUGCUGUAUACAGAGGACUAAAAAACACUUCUCUGCUUGGUUAUUUAUAGCAUGUAACUCGUAACUCUAUUGGUCGUGUAAGAAUGAGCAUCAUAGCUCUUUCUAUUGUUUUGUAAAAGAAUAAAGGAUGAGUAUCUUA
Messenger RNA from Cucurbita pepo subsp. pepo (vegetable marrow), 2420 nucleotides. The record is from RefSeq and is a predicted model, not a curated record. Lineage: Eukaryota; Viridiplantae; Streptophyta; Magnoliopsida; Cucurbitales; Cucurbitaceae.